This is a messenger RNA of Populus trichocarpa (black cottonwood), 1612 nucleotides long. Its product is annotated as peptidyl-prolyl cis-trans isomerase FKBP42. The transcript has 8 exons. Bases 226 to 1335 code for a protein of 369 amino acids. The record is from RefSeq and is a predicted model, not a curated record. Gene Ontology annotation, molecular function: protein binding; peptidyl-prolyl cis-trans isomerase activity. NCBI's taxonomy places the organism in Eukaryota, Viridiplantae, Streptophyta, Magnoliopsida, Malpighiales, Salicaceae.
AACUUAAUUAAUCAAUUAUCUACUAACCUACCUACUUAAUUAAUUAAUUAACCAGUCCUCUCUCUCCUCUACUAAUCCCACUCCCUCUCCCUCUCUAUCUAGAAUCUUCUUCGAUCGUUACAAAGCAAACUGUAUACAUUUAUCUAUCUCUCCUGCACACAAACACAAAAGCAGCUCCAGAUCUCAUCAAAGCAAGUCAAACGACAGGACUUGCUUGUUCUAGUAAUGGAGGAGAUUCCAAGCCAAUCGAUUGGUAAAGAUGAUGAAAAUGAAAGAGCUAUGGAAGAAGCUGCGGUUGUGCGUGGUGAGCCUUUGCAAGAUGGGAAUCAUCCUCCGAAAGUCGAAUCCGCGGUUGAAAUACUUCAAGAGAAAGUCACCAAGCAAAUCAUUAAGGAAGGUCAUGGUCAGAAGCCAACCAAAUAUGCAACAUGCUUUUUGCACUACAGGGCAUGGACAGAAAGCACUCAGCACAAGUUCGAUGAUACAUGGCAUGAACAACGACCAUUUGAAAUGGUUUUAGGAAAAGAGAAGAAUGAAAUGGCGGGUUUAGCUGUUGGUGUUUCCAGUAUGAAGGCUGGUGAACGUGCCCUCUUACAUGUGGGCUGGGAAUUAGGCUAUGGGAAAGAAGGGAACUUUUCUUUCCCAAAUGUUCCUCCCAUGGCAGAUAUAAUAUAUGAAGUCGAGCUUAUAGGAUUUGAUGAAGUCAAAGAAGGGAAAGCUCGUGGUGAUAUGACUGCAGAAGAGAGGAUCGGUGCAGCAGAUCGAAGAAAAAUGGAUGGAAAUUCUCUAUUUAAGGAGGAAAAACUUGAGGAGGCUAUGCAGCAGUAUGAAAUGGCAAUUGCAUAUUUGGGCGACGACUUUAUGUUUCAGCUGUUUGGCAAGUACCGAGACAUGGCAUUGGCAGUGAAGAAUCCAUGUCAUCUUAACAUGGCGGCUUGUCUGAUCAAGCUUGAGCGCUAUGAAGAAGCCAUUGCACAAUGCACCAUUGUAUUGGUAGAGGAUGAAAACAAUGCUAAGGCUUUGUUCAGAAGAGGGAAAGCCAGAGCAGAGCUUGGGCAGACAGAUGCUGCCCGGGAAGACUUUCUCAAGGCACGUAAACAUGCACCUGAAGACAAGGCAAUUUUGAGGGAGUUGCGUUUGCUGGAUGAGCAUGAUAAAGCUAUAUAUAAGAAGCAAAAGGAGAUAUAUAGAGGGAUUUUCGGACCACCACCACAGCCAAAACCGAAGCCAACUAAUGUGCUGAUUCGCAUAUGGCAAUGGUCAAUCCUCGUCUGCCAAUGGCUGCUAUCACUGAUUUAUCGCCUCUUCAGGCGUGAAAGGCACAAAGCCGACUAAUUAUAGGUCAACAUGUGAGUGAACAAUGCAUGAACCCAGAUCUACUAAAUUAAAGAUUUACUGAUGACUUUAAAAUCCCUGCAUGCCAAAGCUCUCACUAGCUCUAAUGUUCAUGUUCCAUUGAAAUCCGCAUCCCAUGUGCACUUGCCUGGUCGCACUUGCCAGUUUUGAUUAUCGAUAUAUCAAGAUAAAUUAGCAAGAUUGGUGAAUCAAAUACUUUUGCAGAUGGCUCAAAUAUUUUAUUCUCGGUGCAAAUUGGAUGUUCCGUAUUAAGUCU